Aquila chrysaetos chrysaetos is the source of this 7030-nucleotide messenger RNA. RefSeq names its product glutamine and serine rich 1 (gene QSER1). NCBI's taxonomy places the organism in Eukaryota, Metazoa, Chordata, Aves, Accipitriformes, Accipitridae. Bases 662 to 6016 code for a protein of 1784 amino acids. The transcript is spliced from 14 exons. The record is from RefSeq and is a predicted model, not a curated record.
CUCGGGGCGGGGGGGAGCGCUCCGUGUGCGCGGGGCCGCGGGCACCGGCGCUGCCCGCCGGAACAAUGCUGCCUCCCGGCCGGGCGGCGGGGCCGUGUCACGCCGGGGCACCGGGCGACCUCUUCCCCGCGCCGGCAGACGGCAGCCCCCGGGGCGGCGGUGGUGGUGGCGGCGGCCGGCGCCGCGCUCGCAUCCCCCUUCGCCCUUUAUUUCUGCGCGUCCUUGUUUCUCGCUCUGCUGAGGCUGGUGAACCUCCUUCCUCUAAAGCGGUGCUCUCGGGCGUGCGGAGCCUCCUCUCAGCUAAAACUUGUCUGGAGCGAUUCAGUCCCACGGAGAGUUCUGUAAAGUUCCGGGAAGCGGGGAAAAAAUGCAGGGUAUCUCACUGGCUUCGGGUUGCUUUUUGAUUGUAUAACGCUGCCGACUCAAAUGAGUAUUUUCUAGGUGAUGAGAUUUUUGUUAUCGCCUGCCUUUUAUGCCUCUAGCUCGAUACAUCUGCAGUUCCAAUCUCGACGACGUUUAAAGCUUAAGCUAUGGAGGAGGACACUCAUCACAUUCAGAAACAGAUCUUCUUCACAGACAGACAUACACAGCUUCUCAUCAGGUUCCUGGAUACUCUACUACGCACCAUCCUACUGGUCUUUCAGGAAUAUUUGAUACCAGUAUGCACAGUGCUGGAAGUAACACUAAGGAAACUUCUUCAGUUAUGAAUUUUCUCUCUGCUAUUGAGUCUCGUACCGCUCAGGCAGUCUCUUCAGGAUCUACCCUUUUACCACAAUUCAGGGCUCCUUCCUGGCAGACAGGUAUGCAUUCCUCAACAGCCACAGAACUAUUUGUUACUGGAGCUUUGCCAACCUCUGGAACAUUUCCACCAACAUCUGCUUUAUCAGCAUAUCAGCAUCCCAACACUUUCAGCAGUAGAAACUUUGCUACUACCCCUUCUCUUACUCUUCAAGAUACUACUUUCAGUGCUACAUCAAAUGGUCUUUUAACUACCCAUGAUCCUUUAUUACAGAUUAAAACAUCGCAAGGCACUGUUCCAACUGCUUUGACAUUUGAGCGCCUAGGCAGUUCUGUUUUAAGUACCAGUAUACCACCUCAGUCAUCAACAUAUCGUUCUGCUCAAGAAUCUGCACCCCAUCUUCUGCAACCUCAAUUUAGUUUGUUGCCUUCAACCCUUGGAGGAGCUCAGCAGGUUUCUCAGGCAUAUAGCACAUCUGUCUUUACUGGUUCCACUGCUUCUAUCGAUAGAGCACUUCAGCGAGAAUGUAGUGUUAUUAAACACCAUCAGCGGCCUUCAAGUACUCAGUCUGUUCAGGCUCAACUGACUGUUUCACAGCAUUCCUUACACAGCUAUUUAACGAGUACAAGUGGAGUUAAUUUUCAGGAUACAUCUAGGCACUCAGCAUUAUCUUGCAGUCCAGUUGGAGAUGUUACUCAGGUGAGCAAUGGAGGACCACAGCAGAAGACUUCUCAAGUCACAGUGGAACUUGCUCAGUCGUACACAUCUGCAAUUCCAUCACCUGGUUUUCCAUCUGCUUCCACAGCAAAAGUGAAAAACUGUUCCACGAAGCAGCCUCCAAGGUCAACGAAGACCCCCAAACCUCAAAGUGUAGCUCCCACUGUGCAGACACAAAGCUAUGCCAAAACUGCACAAAACCAGAGUUCUGUCAUUACAGGCCAAGCACAGAUCUAUUCUACAGCACAGCUCCCAAGCCUCUUGUCGGUCAGCCAGUCCCAAAACUAUGUUUCAUCCCAGGCUCAGAAUGUGCCACCUGUCAGUCACUCACAGGAUUUCUCAUCCAGCAAGGUUGAGAAGCUGCCCUCACUGUAUAAAACGUUGACUUUUUCUGGGCAAUCGCAGACUAUUACUUCUGAUAGUCAAACUCUGAGUUACUCCUCAGAGGAACAGGUAUUGACUUCAGUUCCAAAUGAGAACUACUCUGGGCAAACGAGGGAACUUUCUUCAGUCAGCCAAUCUCAGAGCUACUCUUCUAGUCACUCUCAGGGUUUAUCUCCAGUUAGCCAAUCCCAAGUUAGUUUUUCAUCUCAAUCACAAGUUUUAUCAGCUGUUAGUCCUUCAGAAAGCUAUUCUUCAGGGCAGUCUUUAACAUUAACAUCACCUUCCCUUUCCUUUAAUGCUUCUCCUCGGAUACAAACUCUUCCAGCCUCAAGUCCUAAUCAGAGCUAUAUUUCUUUACAUUCUUCUCAGAACUCUCAGUCACAAGAAUCCUCCUCUCCGCAGUCUCAGAAGUUUUUGCCAUCUGUCCAGUCUCCUCCUUUUACUUCCCCAGCUCAUUCACAGACACUGCAGAACAACAGGCCUUCCUCAGAAACAAAGUCAUACGUUAAAAGGAAGUCUGACUCUAAUUUGUAUGCCUCAUCAAAACAAGAGGAGGAAUUAUCAGUGCAGGAUAUGCAGGCAUUGCAACAGCAAGCUACUCUUGAAUCUUCCACUCAAAGGCUAACUGAUGAGGAAAUCAGUGCUCAGGAUGCAUCCUAUAGGGUCUCAAAGGCAGAUGACAGAUACUCUCAAAGUGUAAUCAGAAGUAACUCUCGUCUUGAAGAUCAAGUUGUUGGACUUACUCUUCAAGGAACAAAAAAAGAUGAAAGAAUGGUCAAUUCUGUGGAACAGCUUUCCCAACAUAUUGGCCAUAUCACUAGCCUAAGCCAUGAUAUAAAAAAGACAGCUAAUUUAAUGCAAACAACACAAGUAACUGUAAGCGCUAAAGAACUAAACCAGCAACGUUCUCUUAUGCAUAAGGUACAUGAAAGUAAAGCUCAAGAACAGCAAGGCCAAGUCAUUAAUACACCAUCGCAGGUUCAACCUCAUGCUUUAAGACAUGGUCAUCAGCUGUGUUUGCCCAGUGCACAGGUACUUCUGGAGUCAGCCUGUGACUUGCAGAUUCUUCAUCAGUCAAUACUGCAGUCAGGUUUAGGACAAGCAAAGGCAUCACCGCAAGUGCAAAGAAUACAGAGUCCUCAACAGGUGACACAUCCGUUCCUUCAGAUGGAUGGGCAUAUUAUUCAAAGUAAUGGGGGUCAUUCUCAGCAACAGCUUCAUACUCAGAAUUCAGAAGUAAUGAAAAUGGACAUUUCUGAGCCCUCAAAACCACUACAGCAGCAUUUGACAACAAAAGAUCAUUUUACUCAGACAAAUCAACAUGAUUCAAAAAAUCAGUUUGUUUCUCUUAGUUCAAUAUGUUUCCCAGAAUCUAUACUUCUCAGUGAUGAGAGGAAUAUAUUAUCCAACGUAGAUGACAUCUUAGCAGCAACAGCAGCAGCCUGUGGAGUGACACCAUCUGAUUUUGCCAAGUCAGCUUCCAAUGAAGAAGAAAUCCAGUCUGUUGAAAAUAAGGAGGAGUCUAAACCACAGUUCCGAUCAAUGGAAGUAAGACAUGUGUCUUCUGGUUUCAGUGCCUCACCUACUGUAGUUGGAAAGCCAGCAAGCAUAAGUAAUAUUUCUCUGAACGGAGGCCAAAUUACUAUAAAUCUUACACCAGUGUCAGCAAUACAAACAAAACCUGUGAACCUUGAUCAACAACACAUUGAAACGCCUGAUCAAAACAUACCAACAAGAAUGACCUCUCCCACCCUUGGCCCUGGUCAAGAAGAGCAAGAACAAGGGGCUGUUCCAGUUAAGAAACAAUCUAGCAUCAGUCACGAAUCUGAAGAAGAUAAUGAUGCUUCUGCUGAUGGCACACUGAAUGCAAGAGACACAGAAUUUGUUUCAAGCGGUAAGAGCCUAAGUGAAGAAAGUGCUGCUUCAGAGAAUGAUUUUAAUAUGGGUGGUGAUGAAGGUACAGUAGCAGGUAACCAGUCAAAGGGUCCAUUGCAGCCACUAUCUGUGCCCCAAAGUGGAGAUGGAACCAUUAGUAGAACUGAAGAAGAAUGCCAAGAUUUAACUCAAGGGAACCUUCAGAAGAAAAAAAGCAAAGGAAAAAGCCAAAACAAAAAUGCUGCAGAAGAUGACAGUGCAAUUCAGAAACAGGUGAAAAGAAGUGGACAGUGUAAACGUCAAAAUUCAAGAGGAAAUGACUCAUGUUUGACAUACUCUUCUCCUGUUUCCGAAAGUUGUUAUGAUACUUACCAGCAUCAGGAAAGAAUGAGGCAAAAAAUUAAAGAAGUUGAAGAAAAACAGCCUGAAGUCAAAACAGGAUUUAUUGCAUCUUUUUUAGACUUUCUAAAGUCUGGGCCUAGGCAACAGUUUUCAGCUCCAGCUGUACGAAUGCCAAACAGGACUAGGCGACCGGUUACCCAGAUAAUUCGCGCCCCUUGCCUACAGUCCUCUGCAAAGCCUCAGCCAGCAGCAGCAGCACCUGUUGCUGCUGAGGUUAGUGGAGAAAGUCCAACCAAAAAAGUUGAUGAAGAACUUAAGAAAAAUUUAGAAACGUUGCCUUCAUUUUCUUCUGAUGAAGAUGAUUCUGUGGGGGGUAACCACGAUCUUCAGAAGAGCAUCUCUACUGCAUUGUCAGCCCUGGAUGAUACAUCUGAUAGAAAGAACAAAGCAGAAGCUGAAAAAGUGGCAGUUGUUACUGCUGCCACCAGUGCCACUACUGCUGUAAUAAAGCAGGAGUCUCCACAGAUGACUGCUCCUGUAGUCAAUGUGCAGGAGAAAAUGAAUCCAGCUGACCCCUUAAAAGUAGCUCAACAGGAUGCUGUGACUUCAGACCAAUUGGCAAAAAUACAGGCAACUGUUGCAAUAGAAGGAUGUACUGAUGAGGAGAAUAUGGACAGUGGAGGAGAGGGCAUGUACAGAGAACGUGAUGAAUUUGUAGUGAAGAUUGAAGAUAUAGAGACGCUAAAGGUUGCUCUGCAAACAGGAAAAGAGCCUCCAGCUAUUUGGAAAGUACAGAAGGCUUUAUUGCAAAAGUUUGUUCCUGAAGUGCGAGAUGGACAGAGAGAAUUUGCUGCUACUAACAGUUAUCUUGGGUAUUUCGGGGAUGCAAAAACAAAAUACAAACGAGUGUAUGUGAAGUUCAUUGAAAAUGCAAACAAAAAGGAAUAUGUCAGAGUAUGUUCAAAAAAACCACGAAGCAAACCUGUACAGUCAGCAAGGACUAUUCAUUGCAAACCUAGUAGCAGCAACAACAAAACCCCUGAUCCACCAACACCAAAACCAACAGCAACAAAAGUCUCUUCUGUGAAACCCAAAGCUAAACAGCCAAAGGUAAAGGCUGAACCACCACCAAAGAAAAGGAAAAAGUGGAAAGAAGAAUUUUCAUCUUCCCAGUCUGAUUCUUCACCUGAGGCCCAGAGUGAUGAGGAUGAGCUUGUACCUCCAGCUCCCCUUGUUACUCGCUUUUUGAACACAAGAGCUAUGAAAGAGACUUUUAAGAGCUACAUGGAGUUGCUUGUUAGCAUUGCCUUGGAUCCAGACACAAUGCAAGCUUUGGAAAAGAGCAAUGAUGAGCUACUUUUGCCUCACAUGAGAAAAAUUGAUGGUAUGCUGAAUGACAAUAGGAAAAGGCUGCUUUCCAAAUUACGCUUGGAUCAUACUUUCAAGCAUGGAUGGUUGGGAAAAGUGUGGAUAACAAGCCCAUAUUACAGCAGCUUUGACACAGUAAUAAAAACCAGGUCUGGAUGUGGACAGGGAAGAGAGCAGCCGUACCAUCUCAGUAGAGAGAAGAAUGCUUUGGAAAACUUUCCUGAACUGACAGUGGUCACUCGGGAUUCUAAGACAAAAAGUGGAGGAACAUCUGUGUCCAAGAUCAAAAUGAAUGGUAAAGCUUACAACAAGAAAACACUGAGGGCUUCUAAAUCAACCACUAAAUUAGCACAGGAGUUUACGGUAGAUCCAGAAAAAAUACAGUUGUAUUCUUUGUAUCACUCACUCCAUCAUUACAAAUAUCACAUAUAUCUAACAUGUAAAGAAGAGAUUUCUUCUGUUCAGAAGAAGAGUGCAGAUCUAGGACAGGAAGAAAUUGUGCAGUUGUGCAUGAAAAAUAUAAAAUGGGUGGAGGAUCUUUUUGAAAAGUUUGGUGAACUUUUGAAUCGUGUCCAGCAGAAAUGCUCAUAACAAAAAUGUAUCCCAAAUAUCACAUUUUUCUACAGCACUAACCUGAUGGAACAGAAAGCUCAGAGAGAGGCUCUGAUUUCUUUUACAAUGCCAGACUGCGUUCUUGUUCGUAGCCAUUUUUAUUUCUCUUUAUGGAACUUUGUGCCUUGGCUCUUGCUAAGGAAAAGAGAUGCUGCCAAGCAUUUGGAGAUGGAACUAAAUGUAAACCUAACCACAUUUUUAACCUGAAGAAUUAUUUUCUAUUUUGUAAACUAUUGGAUAACUUAGUUUUAUUUUCAGAAACGUUUUUGACAAGUGAUAAACCAUGCACUACAUAUACUUUUUUCUUUAUUGCUAAAAAGAUAACAACACUUAAAAUACUACAGAUUUUUUCAUCCCGACUAAGCAACAGAAAAGUCAGCAUUGGGGUGAACUAAUUUUUACAUGUCUGGCCACCAAAUUUAGAGUUUUGUACAUUUUGUGAACAGAGCCGGAGUGACACCAGUUUCUGCAUAAGUAUAUUGCCAUCAUAAAAUCCAGAAAUGUCAUUAUGCUUUAUGGACUCCUUUUACUAUUGUCAUGUUCAGGAGACUGAACAUGGAGUUGGUGCAAUCCUAUGACUGCUUUUUGUGUCAAAUUAUAUUGUAAUGAAAGACAAUGACCUUAACUAUUUUCCCUGUUUUGAAGAAAAAAAAUAUUUUCCUUUAUACUGUGUUUUUUUUUCUUUUGGAAAAAAAAUUUCAAUUGUACAUUUUAUCUCACUAAUAGUUGUAUUUUUCACAGAGAAAAUAUUGUGGUUAAAAUUGUUUCAUGUAUCUUUGUAAUACACUUUCCAUUGUUUUCAGUAAAUCCUAUUCAUUUAUAUGUUGAUUUCAUAUUGUAAACUAUAUAUCUCGAGGUAACCCUUUUGUUUAUACAGGUUUGCUUCAGUGUUAACCAGAAUAAUGCAUACUAGACUAGUUUUGCUUUAAGUGUAGUUGUGUUAGACACUGCAGUUAUAUUCUGAUACGUGAAAAUAAAUUUUUUACUAAACUA